Molecule: messenger RNA, 2736 nt
Organism: Limanda limanda (common dab)
Lineage: Eukaryota; Metazoa; Chordata; Actinopteri; Pleuronectiformes; Pleuronectidae
Product: E3 ubiquitin-protein ligase RNF31
Exons: 19
Coding region: 96-2339 (747 amino acids)
Biological process (GO): protein linear polyubiquitination; protein transport
Cellular component (GO): LUBAC complex
Molecular function (GO): linear polyubiquitin binding; K63-linked polyubiquitin modification-dependent protein binding; K48-linked polyubiquitin modification-dependent protein binding
Source: RefSeq, a predicted model, not a curated record
UUUACACGAGAGCCUACAGCUGUUAGCCUGUUAGCAUGCUAGCCUGUUAGCAUGCUAGCCUGUUAGCACGUCAGCAGGUGUUGGUGGAGCAGGACAUGACUCGAGUGGAAGCAGAGGACGAGCUGCGGACUCUGGUGGAGUGUAAAUACGUGUUUCCAGAACAGACUGUGUUGGAUCUGCAGCGGGUUCGAACCCUUUACUCUGAUCUUCGACUCUAUGUGGAUUUUUAUUGUUUUCCAAACAAAGAGAAGAAGAAGCUGGUUUACUUAGCCGGGACACUUCCUGUUCACUAUGAAGGAAGUGUGUAUAAUAUCCCAGUGUGCAUCUGGCUUCAUGAGACCCAUCCAGUGUCCCGUCCUCGCUGUUAUGUCUGUCCCUCCGUCACCAUGCUGAUUAACCCGUCCUGUCGCUGUGUGGACGCCUCCGGCAACAUCAGUCUGACCCAACUCAAGAACUGGACACUUGGUGUGUCCAACCUAUCACUGCUCAUGUCAGAGAUGAGGCGGGCCUUCCAAGUCGACACACCCCUUUAUGCCAGGUGUCCCGAACAAGCCCUGCCCCUUGCCGAUGGAAGCCUCAACCAUAGCUCCACCCCCCCCUCCUCCAUCACCUCCCCCCUUCUGUCUGCACAGGAAGCCAGCCAAUGGGAGCAGAGCAGGGAGAUGAGGCUGAGGAAGUCGUACACUGAGGAGCUGCUGGGGAUCGACUUCAGUGCUCCUCCUUCCUCCUUCAGUGCUCCUCCUUCCUCCUUCAGUGCUCCUCCUUCCUCCUUCAGUGCUCCUCCUUCCUCCUUCAGUGCUCCUCCUUCCUCCUCUGAUCUGCUGAGCGCCACCUCCUCAGGUCUCCCUCCAGAGCCCCUCGGCAGGAUGAUGGGGGCUCUGAGGCUGGAUGAGUCAAGUAGAGACCAACAGAGUGACUCACCUGAAAGGAUUGUCCAAUCAGAGGCAGCGAGAGACCAGCACGGAGCGGGCUCUGGACCACAACCUGGACGUCAUCGGUCCACGUGUCCUCAGAGUCAGCGUGAAGCAGCAGCUGGAGGGGGCCACAUCCAGAUGGUGGACCAUCUCCCGCCAGACCAGGCGGCCAUCUUCCUGUCUCUAAUGAGGAUGGAGGGGCGUGGCUUCAGGCCCGGUGAUGUCAUGGAGGCGGUCCGACUCAACAGAGACCUGCCAUCAGCUCUCAGGUUCCUGACUCACUGCUGCCCCAUCUGCCAAGACCAGGUGACAUUCAGCAAGAUCAUCACCAUGACUCACUGCUCCUGCUUCCUGUGUCAGACUUGUUUCAAAACGUUUUUCUCAGCGGCUAUUAAAGAGCGAAGCGUCGACCAGCUGGUUUGUCCUCAGUGUGGCAGACCCGAGGUCAAAGGUCAGGGGGCGAUGGUAGAGUCCAUGGAAUACUUCAACCUUCUGGACACCCAGAUCCGUCACUUCCUGUCUCCUCAGGUUCAUGAACUCUUCCAGAGGAAACUCAGAGAUCGAGCUCUUCAGGAGAUGAAGAAUUUCUGUUGGUGUUCUCACUGUUCGUUCGGUAUACUUCAUGAAGCUGAGCGACUGAGGAUGGACUGUCCCAACUGUAAGAAGAGUACCUGCUCUCAGUGUAGAUCCCCUUGGUCCGGUCAUCAUGAGGGUCGGUCAUGUGAUCAGUUCAGACUGUGGCAGCAGCAGAACCAGUCAGACCAGGACACCCUGCUCCGCUCCAACAGCAUCGAGUGUCCUGGGUGUCUCUGUGUCUUCAGCUUGUCUCGAGGAGGUUGUCUUCACUUCACCUGCAGUCAGUGUCAGCAUCAGUUCUGUGGAAGCUGCAGUCGGACGUUCAGCCAGGGAGCGGUCUGUGGGUUCUCUGUGGACUGUGGGAACAAAGGUCUUCAUGCCCACCACCCCAGAGACUGCCUGUACCACCUGAGGGACUGGAGCGUGAGCCGCCUCCACCUGCUGCUGCAGUAUUACAGAGUGUCUCCUUCCUGGUUGGAAGCAGCCAAUGGCAGCUCAUCUGACAGCGGUCUGACAGGAGUGUGUUUGGUUUUGGAGCUGAGAGACCACGGCGGCGUGCGGGAGAAGCCAUGUGGACGAGCUGCUGAAUACAGAGGAUACUGCAGGUUGCACUAUAAGGAGCAUUUGGUGGAGUUGAUCCACUGUCGCCGUGCCGACCCGGCCGUCCUCUUUGAUGUGGCAGAGAUGACAGCCGAGCUGCAGCGCUCUCAUGUCGCCGUGCCGACCCGGAAACCCGAGGAACCGGAGCCGCUGUACGCUCAGCGUCUGCGUCUGACUCUAACGAAUCAAGUUCCUCUCAGGAAGCAACCACGCUCACCACUGAAACUCCACGACGACCUUCACCUCUGACCUCUGCUGUGACGACUGGAGGUCCGCCCCCUCCCAACACGCCACUCCAUUAAAAGCCAGUGUUCUGUCACCAUAGCAACCACUGACUGUGGUUUAGAGGUUUUGUUUUAAUGCCAGUGAUACCAUUGGUGACAUCCCCUGUCAGCUUCCCUCUGUGGCUUAUGAUUGGCUCACCCAGAGGACCAAAGAAAUUCAAGCAGCCAAUCAGAGUCUAGAAGUGCCAUUAACUUCAACAAGUUAAAUGUUAAUGAGCAGAGACAAUAUACUAAUAUACUAAUGAUGCUAACAAGCUUCUCAGUACACAGUGUGGUUUACAGUUAGCAUUUGUUAACAUUUGUGUGUUUUUAUUCUUCUGCACUGUUUCAAUAAAGGACAUAAUAAAUAUCUUUAAACAUAA